This is a messenger RNA of Macrobrachium nipponense, 1740 nucleotides long. Its product is annotated as piggyBac transposable element-derived protein 4-like. The record is from RefSeq and is a predicted model, not a curated record. NCBI's taxonomy places the organism in Eukaryota, Metazoa, Arthropoda, Malacostraca, Decapoda, Palaemonidae. Bases 1 to 1740 code for a protein of 579 amino acids. The transcript has a single exon.
AUGGAUGAUGAUAAUUUUGGGAGUUUUACUCAAUCAGAAACUGAUGAUGAUAGCAAUUAUGAUGGCUGUGACACCAGUGAGGAAGAUAUUGAUACUGACGAUACAGGUGAGACUGACGAUGAAUCAGUAGAUGAAAGUGAUGAUGUGAAUCCCAAUAGUGAUAGCAGUGAGGAGGGAGACUGGGUGCAGGUAUUAGCUAAUGAAGCUGGACCGCCUACUGUAAGAUACACAGGCCAUUGUGGACCAAUCCAUCCCCCACAACCUGAUGCACUACCAAUAGAAUAUCUGAAGCUCUUUAUUACAGAUAGUUUUGUUCAGAAAAUUGUUGAUGAAACUAAUUUGUACGCUAGUCAAUGGAUACAGUCCCAUACUGAGUAUCUACAGCAAAAGAAAAGGUCUAUAGUCAACUUAUGGAUCAAACAAGGUCAAACAUUUGUGAAUGAAAUAUUGGCUUUUUUGGGGGUUAUUUUGAAUAUGGGGCUUAUCAAGAAACCAACUCUGAGGUCUUACUGGGAUUGUACAAAUCCAAGCCAGGCAACACCAUGGUUCUCUAAACACUACAAUAGAGAAAGGUUUGAACUAUUACUCAAGUUUCUGCAUUUUGCAGACAAUUCAAAAAUCCCACCACCAGAUCACCCAGCAUAUAAAUUGUACAAAAUACAACCAGUUAUUGAUCACUUCCAGAGGACUUUCAAAAGUCAUUACUAUCCUGAGAGAAAAAUAUCCAUUGAUGAAAGCAUUAUUGGUUUUAGAGGUAAGACCCCUCAUUUGCGACAGUAUAUGCCAAACAAGCAUCAUGCUAGGUUUGGAAUAAAGGUUUGGUGUUUAUGCGAGGCAAGAAGUGGUUAUACUUAUGGUUUUGAAGUAUAUAGGGGAACAGCUGGUAUGCAAGUAAGUGAUAAUGGGGCCACAUAUGACCUUGUUAUGAGGCUUCUUGAGAAAGCAGAUUUAUUUCAUCGUGGUCAUCACCUAGGUCUUGACAAUUACUUUUCUUCACCUAAGCUAUUUGAAGAUCUUUGGCAGAAUGGUACAACAGCAACUGGAACAGUUCGCACUAACCGUAAAGGACUGCCUAUGGAUGCUGUAAAGAAAAAACUUAAAAACAAAGAGGUUUCAGAGCGUAGAAAGGGUCCUUUGUUAUGUGUAGCUUACAAGGAUGGCAAGAAAACACCUGUUCUUCUAUCUACUUCCUCAAAAGGAGGCUAUAAAAUUGUAAAAAGAACAGGCAAACCUGACAAAAUUGUUCCACAAAUUGUUGAUGACUACAAUCAUGUCAUGGGUGGUGUAGACUUGAAAGACACCAAGCUUUACUCAUACCUAGCUGAACGCAAGACACUGAAAUGGACUAACAAGGCAGCCUUUUCACUGAUUGGGACUGCUGUCCUCAACAGCUAUUUACUGUAUGUUGCUAAUACAUCAAGAAGCCAUCCCUUGGAUAGAUAUAAGUUCAUGGUCUCCUUAGUCGAGUCGCUUGUCCAGAACUACGAACCAGUAAAAAUUAUCAGGAAAAGACGUACACUGGAACAAAUCCAGGCAGUUUCACUCUCACCUGAUCCAGUGGGGAGUCCCUCCCAUGUAGCAUUAUCUGCAGAUGAUGGGCAUAAGAUUGUAAAGCUCCCAGUGGGGAAGAAGAGGAACUGUAUAGCAGGUCACCCUAAAAGGGUCCGCUCAGCUAUUUUUGCCCAAAAUGUGAUGGAGGAAUUUGCCCUGAAUGCUUUGCUGUUUUUCACAAUAAAAUGA